CGCCGCCGGAAGAGGAGCAGCGAGUGUCCCAGGCAGCGCACAGUAGUAGCGGCAACGCUAACGUUCGCCCCUCGCGCUGUAACACGCUCGUAAACAGGUUAUCCAGAAUCUCAAGAAAAUCGAGCUAACGGAACUAAGCCAUGCCAGCCAAUUUUCGAGAUGAAGAACCAGACAAUCCCGCUUCAGACGCUACACAGCCAGACAUGAUGACUAAAUCAGCGCUGGUACAUGAAGAAGAUAGACUGUACCCCUCGUGUUCAAGUGCAAGCAGUUCAGAUGCCGGGAGCAGCACCUCUAUAGCAUUUGGACACGAGCUUACUGGAACUUCACCAACACCUGCAGCGAACUCAGAGGUGAAGAGCAGGAACUCAGCUACAUCUCAAGAUGAGGAGACGGGAUUUCCAGCAACAUAUGCGGCAGAAUCAGACACCGAGGAUAAGACGACAAUCGCAUUUGAUGACGAUGCGUCGUCAACUACAACUUCAGAAGAUUCGGAGGCUGAAAACUAUUGCUACGGUGGAACUUCUCGCAAGCCGCAGUCAGACCGUCCACCGCCGUACAUCGACCUCCUACAGGAAUCAAAGCCGAAGCCCCCACCGGCGUUUGAAGCGGACCCUGUGCGUUACAUCUUAGGAAUGAAGCUGCCUAUCGCCGACAGCGGGUUCUGCGCCUGCAACCACCUGUCUUCCGCCUACUCUACGGUCUUCUUCAUCAUUUGUUACGCCUCUUUCCUGAUAGCUGAUGCCUAUCAUGAGAUAACGCCCAUUAUUCGAUGUCUCUACGCCUACAAAUUCCAACUUUUCCUCUCGAAGGAGCAGCAGUACGUCUUACACGGAUGGACAGGAGUGUUGCUGAUUAUCUCCGCUUUUUUUUUGUGGCUGGGUAUUUUUCUUAGGAGCCGCUCGACGCUGAUGGUGUGGCUGCUGGUGAUGCUGGUGUACGUCGUGAUGGGCCUGGUGACGUGGCUGCUCGGCAUGCUCCUCAGCUUCGCGGCGGACGGCUGGAACACGCACUCCACCAUCGCCGUCUCCGCCGGCUUCCUGGAUAUCGGCCUGGAGUUCUACCUGCUGCACAUGGUGUACAGCUACAACCGCUACAUGCACGACGAGGCGCCCAAGGUGCAGUACUACGACCCUCAGUUGGCAGCCGCCCGCGAGGUGGAGCUGGCGCGCCUGGGCUACCGCGAGGUGCACAUCCUGGGCAUCCCCAUCACCGCGCCCAUCACCCCCACCGAAGAGCACGACUGGCGGCCAGGCUUAACGACGAUCGUCUGAACACACAUCCUACUUCCCGCAAGAUCUCGCCAGUCUGCUGCAACGCAUGAGCUGUUUAGACCUCCCGCAGAGACUGUAUCUGAUUCUGAAUCACAAUUUUUGGUCUUAAGUUCUGCAUUUCUUCCCCAUUUUCUCUGAGGGUAAGAUAUGUUCCCAGCGAAUCUUAUCACUGAUAUCAUUUCACUCUGAGUUUGAAUCCCACUCCUGACCUUUCCUUUUUCCUUCAAUGUACAGGUUGAUCGUUUCUAAUACGAGCGCUUCGUUCUUGGUCUUCUAUUUUUUCACCACAGCUCAAGUACAUAUUAUGUAUUAGCCGUUUUCCCCUGUAGCUUACACCUGCUUCCCUGAUAAUAUCAACUUAUCUGCCAUAUGUGCUGCCAUGCUACGAAAGCUUCACCGCAAAUCAACAUUCAGCUUCUACCUUCCCUCGCACACACGAAGGGAUCUCUCACUUCCACUUACAUUUCAGAGACGGCGUUUCGGGAGUUACCAAUGUGCAGCAAUGUGCAAUGGUGUGAAGGUGAGAGAAAAAGAGCGAGAGAGAGAGAGAGAGAGAGAGACUCUCCUGCUUCGGUAAAAUUUUGCCUUUUUUCCAAAAACAAAUACAGCAGAUUUGGAGGCCGAAUGAGUUUUCAUCAAACUGUAAAACUGCUUGACUUGAGAAAUGGGUACGAAUUAUGACUGAAUAUAUGACUUAAGAUUCAACGGUUCUCCAAUGACAACACACUUCACCAUCGUACGAAGUAAUUUCCGAAAAGGAAAUGACGUUGUGCGUUAUCUGGAUAUUGUUUCUCUUACAAGGAGACGGCACGACCGUGGGGUCCGGGAUUGGUCCGAAAUUUCGUGUGGUGAAAGAGGACUCCUAACACCUCACUGGUUAAAAUGUUAGGACGCACUACUCGGAAAAUCCCGAGAAAAAUCGAUCCAAAGUUUCUUAGGUGCCUUAUGAGUGUAAAAUGUUAGUCCACUGCCGAGCCGCCGUCUGGCCUACAUGGUUAGCGUUGGGACCCUUACCCAAGAGGUCUCGGGAUCGAUUCCUCCUCCGGCACUUUUUUUUCUUCUGUUGCUUGCAAAAUUGCAGCGUAUUGUUACAGGAGAAUCGUGAAAUCAAUUCCCGGGAAGACUGUAUAAAAAUUAAUUCUAUAAUUCACCAUCAG
This is a messenger RNA of Schistocerca piceifrons (Central American locust), 2431 nucleotides long. RefSeq lists its product as uncharacterized. Lineage: Eukaryota; Metazoa; Arthropoda; Insecta; Orthoptera; Acrididae. The transcript has 9 exons. The coding region runs from base 141 to 1274 and encodes 377 amino acids. The record is from RefSeq and is a predicted model, not a curated record.